GCUUGACUCUUUGACUGGGCUGCCGCGGCCGUGAGGGACUCCCAACCAAGGAUAAGGUUUUGCACUUUUGCUCCGAACAACGGAUAACCCUUAUCACUUUGCUUUCUCCUUCUUUUCAGGCUUAAUAAUGGCGGCUGCAAGUUUGAGUUUGAGUUUCAGUCUGGCAGGGGCAUUCAAAGGACUGUCAAUUGGUUCCUCUUCCUUUCUCCGAGGCGACUUGGGUUCGAUUCACGUCGGAAAAAGUGUCUCGAUUUCGUUUCCGAUUAAACCGCCGCUGACAAUUGAGUCAGCACACAAGAAAGGAGCUGGAAGCACGAAAAAUGGACGCGACUCGCCGGGACAGAGGCUUGGAGUCAAAAUAUUCGGCGACCAAGUGGCCAAGCCUGGCUCCAUUAUCGUCCGCCAACGCGGAACAAAGUUUCACCCGGGGAAGAAUGUUGGGCUGGGCAAGGAUCACACUAUCUUCUCUUUGAUUGAUGGGCUAGUCAAAUUCGAGAAGUUUGGACCCGAUAGGAAAAAGGUAAGCGUUUACCCCCGCGUUGUGCAACCAGAAAACCCCAAUAGUUAUAGAGCAAGGAAAAGAGAGUCCUUCAGGUUACAGCGCGAGCGUAGAAGAGCACGAAGAGAAGGCACCGUGGCCGCUGACCCACAGCUGCUACUUGCCUCUGCUGCUGAAACCUCUGAAGAGACUCCAGCUUGUUGACCAACUCUGAAAUUUGCAUUGUAUAAUCAUGAGCCAAAAACACGCGACUGAACUUGUUUACUCUACGUUUGCGUUGCUUCUGUUAUUGUAUCUUUGAUUCAAGUUCGGAAAUCUGCCCAACAACUUUUCCAUGUAAA
Messenger RNA from Sesamum indicum (sesame), 840 nucleotides. RefSeq names its product large ribosomal subunit protein bL27c. Gene Ontology annotation, biological process: translation. Lineage: Eukaryota; Viridiplantae; Streptophyta; Magnoliopsida; Lamiales; Pedaliaceae. Gene Ontology annotation, molecular function: structural constituent of ribosome. Gene Ontology annotation, cellular component: ribosome. The record is from RefSeq and is a predicted model, not a curated record.